Carya illinoinensis is the source of this 1695-nucleotide messenger RNA. Its product is annotated as derlin-1.1-like. Gene Ontology annotation, molecular function: ubiquitin-specific protease binding; misfolded protein binding. NCBI's taxonomy places the organism in Eukaryota, Viridiplantae, Streptophyta, Magnoliopsida, Fagales, Juglandaceae. The record is from RefSeq and is a predicted model, not a curated record. Gene Ontology annotation, cellular component: Hrd1p ubiquitin ligase ERAD-L complex; endoplasmic reticulum membrane. Bases 577 to 1431 code for a protein of 284 amino acids. Gene Ontology annotation, biological process: endoplasmic reticulum unfolded protein response. The transcript has 7 exons.
CAUUUUGAUACGUCAAAGCAGCCAAUCACCUUCGGCAACUAUAUAUGUGAGAGAGAGACAGAAAGACAAGACAGACAGAGAAGCUGUGAUUGGAACAGAGAUGCAUUGUUGCGGAUAAAAAAGAAUAGAGAUUGAGAGUUGACUCGGAUAUAAAACCCAUAACGAAAGGCAUAUCAAACGCGUAUAGCCCCACCCGUGCCGUAUGGAGAGACAUUAAAAUUGCCUACCGUUUCUUUCACGCGGACUUUGUCCAUGACACGAAGAAAAUCCAAAUGCCGAGCACCCAUUUUCCAAGCGCAUUGAAAUCGUCGUCCAAGACUCCAAUGAAAAACUUGGAAGUUUGAAGACUUCCUGCCCCACCAUUUAUUGGGAUCCAAAGUUUUCCCUUCUGAAUUUCCAAUGGCUAUCGCUUUUAAUCUUUUAUCCAAAUGCAUAUUUUCAUUGCAUCUUUUGUUACGCAUGAGCCCUUGAAUAUUGAAACUACUAUUAUCACCACUAUUCCCAUCUUCUGCAACACCACCUUUAAUCUAACAAAAACCAAACCACCACCAUCACGUAUCUAAACCAUUCUGUGCAAUGUCUACACCAGCAGAAUACUAUCGAUCUCUUCCACCUGUGUGCAAGACCUAUGGAGUGGCCUGCUUGAUGACCACAUCAGCAUUCUAUCUGGGACUUUUCGAAUAUUACAGCAUAUCAUUGGAUUAUGGUCUCGUACUAAAACAUUUUCAGGUUUGGAGGCUUAUCACGAAUUUCUUCUUUCUUGGGCCAUUUUCGUUUCCCUUUGCAUUUCUGCUGAUAAUAAUAGCGAAAUAUGGUGUUGCACUCGAGAGAGGGCCCUUCGACAAGAGAACAGCAGACUUUGUAUGGAUGCUGAUCUUCGGAGCGCUAUCACUUCUUGUGAUGGCUGCUGUUCCAUUUCUGUCGUCUCCUUUCUUUGGAGGUUCCGUAGUAUUUAUGAUGGUCUAUGUCUGGGGCCGUGAGUUCCCCAACGCGCGCAUAAGCAUCUAUGGUGUUGUUACAUUAAAGGGAUUCUAUCUUCCAUGGGCAAUGCUAGCACUGGACUUGAUAUUCGGAAAUCCUUUGAUGCCAGACAUGCUAGGGAUAGCUGCGGGACAUUUGCAUUACUUCCUAACAGUGCUUCAUCCUCUUUCCGGGGGGAAGUUCAUCUUGAAGACUCCUCUUUGGGUUCACAAACUAGUUGCAUUUUGGGGUGAGGGAACACAAAUAAAUUCCCCAGUGCAGCGUGAUCCCUCAACCAGUGUUGCAUUUCGGGGAAGAAGCUACCGUCUAAAUGGAUCUCGAACAAGCAGAUCAAACAGUACUCCUGCUACAAAUCAGGCAGGCGCAGAUAGCUCUGCACAGCAACCGGCCGACCGAGGCGAUGGAUCAGUUGCUUUCCGAGGCAAAAGCUAUCGUCUCAAUGGCCGUUAGAUGUAAUCAAUCUUCGUUGGUCAUUCACAAAACCAAAUCCUGAAAUUGCGUUUGUGUUUGGGAGGAUGCAUUUCUUUAUGAUAUAUUUUAGUUUCUUAACAUUAAUGAGAACUUAUAUCUCAUUGUAUUAGUGCCACGACAAAAGGGAGAAAGAGAACUUGUAUCACUCUACCUACACAUGAUUCGCUUAACUUAUCAUAAAAUGACAUGUCGUAGAAUUCGUAACGUUUAUAUAAAUAAUUUUAAUGACAUGUUAUUUUUUAA